AUGAUUGAGGCUAAAUCAGCCCCCAAAGGGGAGUUUAGAAUAUUGGAGAAUUGGCCAACUAUUGAAGAAAGGAAGAGUGAAGUUGAGAUAACAGUUUCUGAAUUUAAUGGCGUACUGCAGCCAAUGUGCAUUGAAUCAUCCUUGCCUCGGGUUGGAAGUAAUGAAAUUAAAUCUGGGCAGUCUUUAUUUCAGCAGAAGAACAUUGUAUCCAUUUCAUCUAGGAUGAAAAAUAUGGGCAAUGAAGAGAAUAAGCUUUUAACAAGGGUCCUUGAGGACCCAAUAGAAUUGGAACAGACACAGGGGAUUAAGAUGACAUUUAAUACUACUAAGGAACGUAGGAAGGAAAUUGAGUUGAGUGUGACUGCUGCUCAGCUUCUGCAACAGAAAGCUGAAUACCUUCAGGUUGGGGAGGUAAGGAUUUCGCCUGGAACUCUUAAGAAGCAUUUAGGGAUUUUGUUACCAAAAUUUCAGUUAGUUAUACCCGAUAGAGUGGAAAAUGAGUGCAUUGAGAUUCUUCUUAGUUGUUCUUGGAAACCAAUGGAUCCAAAUGCCGCAAUCACAAUGCUUGAAGAACGGUCAAAACAAUGGGAUUCCUCUAUUGUUGGAUCUGAAAUUAAGAAUACGGGAGAUGGAGUUUUGUUUGCUUUGAGACGACAUUCAUCAAGAGCUCAACAUUUAAAACGUUCUACCAAGAAUUCUUUUGCCGGCAAUAGAGAAUCCGGAUUUAUUAGAGAAAAUGUGAAGCUCAAAACAAGGUGGAUGAAGAAAAGAAUGAGUUAUCAGGGUUUCAUGAGGCAUAUGUCACCUUGCACUAGCUUAAUCCAAGAGUGGUGA
This is a messenger RNA of Fraxinus pennsylvanica, 834 nucleotides long. Lineage: Eukaryota; Viridiplantae; Streptophyta; Magnoliopsida; Lamiales; Oleaceae. The record is from the annotation of a GenBank genome assembly.